AGUCUAUCGGAAUUGCGAUAUUUGCGCUUGCGAAGAUGUGUUCAUGUGGACGACCACUGUCUAUCUCGUGUUGGAAGAAUUAGCACACUUCAGCUACUUGAUGUCGGAGAGUGCCCGCGGUUAACGUCGAAGGGAAUAGCCACACUUUCACAGCUGAAAAAUCUGAGGCGUCUACUUGUUCAAGGAAAUCCUCAGAUGGAAGACAAGGAGCUUGUCUGUUUGAUGCUUGAAGAUCAUUUACCUCAUCUGUACAUCCACGGUGUGGAAUACUUGAGGCAACUCCCUGAAGAAUCACGACAGAAAAUCGUCGCCAUGAUUAGCGCCGGAGCAGAACCUGAGAUAGCACAGUCGGAUUCCUCGAGUCAGACCUUCGUACCACCCAAUUCUGCUGAAACACAGGAACCGAUGAAUGCGGAAACGGGAAACAAUCAACUGCGCAGGAGCUCCACUCAGUAG
Molecule: messenger RNA, 456 nt
Organism: Echinostoma caproni
Lineage: Eukaryota; Metazoa; Platyhelminthes; Trematoda; Plagiorchiida; Echinostomatidae
Source: the annotation of a GenBank genome assembly